Messenger RNA from Triticum aestivum (bread wheat), 2427 nucleotides. RefSeq lists its product as uncharacterized. The record is from RefSeq and is a predicted model, not a curated record. Gene Ontology annotation, molecular function: protein serine/threonine kinase activity; ATP binding. Lineage: Eukaryota; Viridiplantae; Streptophyta; Magnoliopsida; Poales; Poaceae. The transcript is spliced from 2 exons. Gene Ontology annotation, biological process: protein phosphorylation. Bases 61 to 2316 code for a protein of 751 amino acids.
CCCAUCUUUCUUCUCGAUCGUACGAGCCGAGCGAGCGAGGCCCCAAAUUAAGGAUCGUCGAUGGAGCAGCUCCGGCAGGUGGGCGAGGCCCUCGGCGGCAUCGCCGCGCUCAUGGCGUUCCACCACGAGCUCCGCGUCAACCCGCGCCAGUGCCGCCUCCUCGCCGACGCCUGCGAGCUGGCCUUCGACGCCGUCGCCGCCGAGGUGCGCGCCUGCCUCCGAUUCGACGACCGCCUCGCCGGCCGGUGGAAGCCCCUCGAGUCCCCGCUGCGCGAGCUCUGCCGCGCCGUCCGCGACGCCGAGCACUACAUCCGCCUCUGCUUCGGGGACCUGCACGCGGGAGGCGGCGGCGGGAGCUGGUGGGCGCGCGCGGCCGCGCUCACGCACGGCGUCGAGUCCGUCGAGCUGCACCUCCACGGCCUCCUCUGGUGCGUUGCCGUCGUGCUCGAGGCCGUCGAGGUCGUCGCCGAGGCCACCGCGGCGCUCAACCCCGACGAGCUGGCGCGGCGGCGCGUGCUCUUCGCCAGGGACUACGACAAGGACCUCCUCGAUCCGGCGCUGUUCCGGCGGAGCAGGGUGGGCAGGGCGUACCUGGCCACGCAGGAGCUCGCCGCCCGGAUGGACACGGCGUGGGCGGAGGACAGGUGGCUCCUCUCGCAGCUGCUCGACGAGAUGAGAUCCAGGCCGUUGUCGCGGCAGGAGCACCGGAUCGCGGACCUCCUGGCCGCGCCGCGCGGGGAGCCGCACCCGGCGUCCGCGCUCCUCCUCGGCGACUUCCACAUGCGGCGGCGCCUCGGCGGAAGCCUGAAGGAGGUGCAGUGGAUGGGGGAGGCCUUCGCCGUGAAGCACUACGUCGGGGUGGACGCCGACGACGCCGCGGUCGGCGCCGAGGCCGCGCUGCUCACGUCGGUGGCGCACCCGAACGUGGCGCACUGCCGGUACCGCUUCCGCGACGAGGAGAAGCGGGAGGCGUACCUCGUCAUGGACCAGAUCAUGAGCAAGGACCUCGGGAGCUUCUUCAAGGAGGCGAGCGGCAGCGCCAAGCGGCCGCGCGCGCAGCUCCCGCUCGUCGUCGUCGUGGACGCCAUGCUGCAGAUCGCGCGCGGCAUGGAGCACCUCCACUCCAGGAAGAUCUACCACGGCGAGCUCAACCCGUCCAACGUGCUCGUCAAGACGCGUGGCGGCGCCCCCGACGCGUACCUGGUCGUCAAGGUCGCCGGGUUCGCCGGCGACCCCGCCGCAGCCGCCGUGGUCAGCCCCGGCCGGAAGGCGUCGCACGCCGCCGCCGCCGGCGCAAACGCAAACGCCAAUGCCAGUGGGCAAAAUGGCAGCGUCAACCCCUGCAUCUGGUACGCGCCGGAGGUGCUGGAGAACGACGAGCCCGGGCAGGCGGCGGCGAGGCGUACGGAGAAGGCGGACGUGUACAGCUUCGGCAUGAUCAGCUUCGAGCUGCUGACCGGCAAGAUCCCGUUCGAGGACAACCACCUGCAGGGCGACAACAUGAGCAAGAACAUCCGCGCCGGCGAGAGGCCGCUGUUCCCGUUCCAGGCGCCCAAGUACCUCACCGGCCUCACCAGGCGCUGCUGGCACGGCGACCCGGCGCAGCGGCCGGCCUUCAGCACCAUCUGCCGCGUCCUCCGCUACGUCAAGCGGUUCCUCGUCAUGAACCCGGAGCAGCACGGCGGCCAGGCGGACGCGUCGACGUCGACGCCAGCGCCGCCGCCGACGCCGACACCGGCGGUGGACUACCUGGACAUCGAGGCGCUGCUGCAGAAGAAGCUCCCGGCGUGGCAGCGGCGGCAGGGGGACGCGGCGGCGCCGCGCGUGGCCGACGUGCCGUUCGAGAUGUACGCGUACAGGGUGUUGGAGAGGGAGAGGGGCAAGGCGGCGGUCCUGCACAUCGGCAGGGGCUCCGACUCCGGCAGCGAGGCCAACUCGCUGUGCGGCGACGAGGGCGUGCACAGCAGCGCGACGGUGCCGGACGUCGUAGUCGAGACGGUCCCGACGUCGAGCCCGCGCGCCAAGACGUGGGCACGGUCGCCGUCCUCCAAGAGCAGCGGCAGCGGCGGCAGCAGGUUGGCGCCGUCGGUGUCCUCGCCGCGCAAGCCGGCCGGCAGGGUCGCCGCGGCCAAAGCAGGGUCGCCGCAGAAGUCGAGGUCGAUAGGGGUGGUCCGGCAAGCGGCGCCGCCGCAGCAGGUCGGAGCCCUACGACGGACGCCGAGGAUAAUGUCCGACGGGCAGCUGCAGGCCGCCGUGAUCCCACAAUCCCGGCGGCGCGUGGCCGGGGGUCACGCUUCAGACUCCGAGCUAGGCUAGAAACGAAAAUGCAAGCUUGUAUUUUCUGAUGAUACUGCUCAGUAGGGAGCGAAGAUGCAACUUAGCCAGAAGUAGAAUUUUCAUAAAUAAAUUUAGUUAUGUGGAAUAUCA